This is a messenger RNA of Gordionus sp. m RMFG-2023, 3891 nucleotides long. RefSeq lists its product as uncharacterized. Gene Ontology annotation, molecular function: heme binding; oxidoreductase activity, acting on paired donors, with incorporation or reduction of molecular oxygen; steroid hydroxylase activity. The transcript is spliced from 8 exons. NCBI's taxonomy places the organism in Eukaryota, Metazoa, Nematomorpha, Gordioida, Chordodea, Parachordodidae. The coding region runs from base 157 to 3882 and encodes 1241 amino acids. The record is from RefSeq and is a predicted model, not a curated record.
GAUCACUAAAGGUUUCUGAAAUUAAAAGUUAAAUAAUAAUAAUAUGUGCCAUUUUAAGAUUUUAUUUUUUAAAAAUUCGAAAUAUAUUUAAUUAUUUUUAAAUUAAGGAAAAAAAACGCUUAUAAUAUUUAUCAAUAACGCAUUUCCCUAUAUAGAAUGGAUGCCAUUGCCACUUUCGCAUCGUAUACAACUCUAGCCUUCCUGCUAAUACUAAUCUCAACACUGUGCAUUAUUUACCUCACAUUUCGUCCUUAUUACCUUCUAAAAAGGAGUGGGCUUUCAUACCCCUUACCUCUUUACCCCAUAUUUGGGCAUCAGUUGUCUUUAAUGGUAAAGGGCUUCCAAAUAUGUCACAGUAGUUGGCGCGAUCAGCUUAAUUCAUCUAAGAAUAACCAAAAUCGAUCGAAGGAAUUUUACAAAAUAUAUGCCAUAUGCGAUGGUUUAGAUUAUAACGUUGUCAUUUCCGAUCCUAGAAUACUGAAAUAUGUACUAGUCAGAGACUUUCACGCUUUUCCCAACCGGAAGCUCAUGAUUUUGCACCAAAAAUGUGUGGCCAAAUCUGUGAUUGCUCAACCUUACCAGGAAUGGAAAGAAAAUCGUAAAAUUCUGAUAGGAACAUUCACCACUUCCAUGAUAAAGCAAAUGCUCGUAGAAAAUGUGCGAUGCACCAUAGAUUUAAUGGAGAAUGCUGGAUUGAUGACUGAAGAUCGUCUUAAUAUUCCGGAAAUGAUCGAUGACGAAUCUGGUACAAAAGUCAAGAAUCGUUACUCGAAAAUUCUAGCAGAAAAAAUAAUAGAUAGCCGUCAAUCUAAACAACAAAAUACACGUUACCCAUUGAUGAUAGACGGGAAGACCUCCUUCGAAGCGAAAACUUUGUUCGGAAAUUACGCUAUCGAUAUCAUAACCAGGAACGCUUUCGGUCUCAAAUUAAAGUUUGGUACGCGCGAACAUACGCAAUUCGUGAAAAACACUCACCAAAUAUUUACCUAUCAGAUGUAUAGAUUCAUCAUGCUGAGUUGGUUUAAGCCGAUUGCGUCUCUAAUCUCCAGCCUGUUAAAGAUUUCUUUUGUAGGCGAGCCUUCUCUCCUCUAUAUUAGGGAUGUUAUUAGGAAGUUCGCUGAUGUGAGACUAGGAAGCAACUUAAAUCGGAAAGACCUUUAUCAGAUUAUGGUAAACGCGGCUAAAAAGAAUCUUCAAAAUGAAACUCGUCGUAAUAAUUCGAUAAUCGAUAAUUUCAAAGGUUGCCCGUUCGGCAAAGUUUUUUCAAAAAAUACCGAUAAAAAUAUAGUCAAUUACGAUAUGGAGAACGUGGAGGCGAAUUCGAUAUUCAUCAUAUUAGCCACUUACGACACAUUAUCUACAGCCCUAUCCUGGAUCGUCUAUCAUCUAGCCCAAAAUCCCGGCAUGCAAGAUCUUAUAUACCAAGAAAUCGUAGAAGAAUUAAAAGCAGCCUCUAGUGAAGAUAAAACGAAUAUAGAUUGCAGCAGCGUGAGUAGUGACGAUGAUAGUGGAAUACUGAUAAAUGAUCAUAAUUCUCGAAAUUUGAAUGGCAAAGAUAGAAAUGGAAAUGAUCUAAAUUCCGACUUUUACAAAGUAGAUUACGACUUUCUAAAACGUUUAAAAUAUACGGAGAUGUUUGUUAAAGAAGUUCUCAGACACGACCCACCUUUGGCUAUCAUAAAUCGCGUGGCUAACGAAGAUUAUACUAUACCGAUUAAGGAUAAUGAAAUAAAGAUUUCGAAAGGAACGUUGAUUGAUGUGCCAAUUUACGCUAUACACCAUGAUCCAGAAUAUUGGGCCGAUCCUGACACCUUCGAUCCUGAGAGAUUUAACAGUGAAAACAGCUAUAACAAAUUCGCGUAUAUGCCAUUCGGACUAGGACCCCGUAAUUGUGCGGCAGAAAAAUAUGCCAUGUUGACUCUGAAGACAUUUUUAGCUGUCGUUUUGCAGAAAGUUGAAUUCAAAAAGUGCUCCAAGACAUUAGACGGUUACACGCCGUACGACACCGCUUUCAAGAAGAACGAGUUUCAUUAUCCGAAAUGUGGUAUAUGGUUAGUGGCGCAUCCCAGAAUAUGUGGACUUCUAUACCCCACACCCGUUUACCCCAUAUUCGGACAUCAGUUGGCUUUAAUGAUGAAGGGCUUUCAAAUAUGUCAUAGUCAUUGGCGUGAUCAGCUUUUUCCUUCCAAUAACGAUAAAAAUGGAUUCAAGGGCAAAAAUCAACUCUAUAAAAUAUACGCAAUAUGCGAUGGUUUGGAUUAUAGCGUUGUGAUAGCCGAUCCUAAGAUAUUGGAGUAUAUACUGAUUAGAGAUUUUCACUCUUUCCCCAAUCGAAAGCUAAUGAUUUUGCAUCAAAAAUGCGUAGCUAAAUCUGUGAUUGCUCAGCCGUACGAUGAUUGGAAAGAGAAUCGCAGAAUCCUAAUAAAAACGUUCACGACUUCCAUGAUGAAACAGAUGAUCCUGGAAAAUGUACGAUGCACGGUGGAAUUGAUGGAGAAGGCCGGUUUGACUACCACUAAGGUAGAAUAUUUUAAUGUUCCAUCAAAACUCUCAAACGAAAAUCAAAUUAGCCACGAAGAAUCCUAUAUAAGGGAGAGGCACCCUAGACCUAAAAUCCCGGCUGAAAAAAUAGCAGAAAAAUGUAAAUCCAAACGUGAAAACCCUUCCUAUCCACUAAUAAUAGACGGAAAGACGCCCUUUGAAGCCAAGACCCUUUUUGGGGUUUAUGCCAUAGAUAUGAUAACCAGAAACACUCUUGGCUUCAAAUUAAAAUUUGGAACACCUGAACACACAAGAUUUCUGGAAAACACCCAUCUGAUAUUCACUUAUCAAAUGUAUCGAUUUAUCCUGCUAAGAUGGUUACAGCCGUUAGCAUCUCUAAUCUCUACCCUAUUUAAAGUAUCGUUCGUUGGCGAAGCUUCUCUUCUAUAUAUUAGGGAUGUUAUAAGAAAAUUUGUGGACGUGAGAUUAAAGAGCAACGUUAAUCGGAAGGACCUUUAUCAAAUUAUGCUAAACGCAGCCAGGAAGAACAUGCGCAAAAAUUCAGCCGAUGAUCUCAAAGGUUGCCCUUUUGGAGAUGAUUCUGUGAAUAUACAUAAUCAAAACAAGAUUAAUUACAAUAUGGAGAACGUAGAAGCUAACUCAAUCUUCAUAAUUCUAGCCACUUACGAUACAUUAUCCACAGCGCUGUCUUGGAUCGUCUAUCAUUUAGCCCAAAAUUCCCAAAUGCAAGACAGGAUUUAUCAAGAGAUAAUGACUCAACUGAGAGCCCCAAUCCCUGAUUCUGGAUAUACAGAUACUGAAUGUAGCACGAACAGCGAGGAUGAUAUUCUAACAAAUGAUAAAAAUGUGGCUGAUUUAGAUAGUAAUGAUAAAUACAAAUAUUCGCAGUUUUCUAAAGUGGAUUACAAAUUCCUAAAACGCUUAAGAUAUACGGAAAUGUUUGUUAAAGAAGUGCUUAGGCAUGAUCCGCCACUAGCUAUCAUAAAUCGCGUGGCAAGUGAAGAUUAUACCAUACCGAUUGAAGAUUGCGAUAUAAAGAUUCAAAAAGGAACUUUGAUUGAUGUACCUAUUUACGCCAUACACCACGAUCCAGAAUAUUGGCCUGACCCUGAGCUCUUAGAUCCGGAGAGAUUUGAGAGUGAUAACAUUUACAACAAGUUCGCUUAUAUGCCAUUCGGACUAGGUCCUCGCAAUUGUGCAGCGGAAAAAUUCGCAAUUUUGACCAUAAAAGCGUUUCUAGCUGUCGCCUUACAAAAGAUGGAGUUUAAAAAGUGCCAUAAGACGUUAAAUGGGUACACGCCUUACGAAACGCCUUUUAAAAAGAACGAAUUCCAUUAUCCAAAAUGCGGAAUAUGGCUAGUGGCUCAUCCUAGGAUAUAGCUUAUCUAA